Penicillium antarcticum is the source of this 237-nucleotide messenger RNA. RefSeq lists its product as uncharacterized. The transcript has a single exon. NCBI's taxonomy places the organism in Eukaryota, Fungi, Ascomycota, Eurotiomycetes, Eurotiales, Aspergillaceae. The coding region runs from base 1 to 237 and encodes 78 amino acids. The record is from RefSeq and is a predicted model, not a curated record.
AUGGCUUGCCACGACAUUGAGACUUUGGUUGCUGAUGCAGUUCAUAAGCUGCCCGGACUGGGCUUCGACGCUGUCACCAUGAUCAUCGACGAGGAAUCUUCCCAAGUUGCUUGUCGACUUGGGCUCAUCUCCACCCCCAAUGUCGAUUACACGGGCGUUCCGUCAGGACAAUGUUUCAUGUUCUCCGACUAUGUCUUCUAUGACUUCAAUGAUGGCUUGGUUGUCAAAAUUCCAUAG